AUGAGCCAGUUCCAACCUAAUGCAGCGCCCGGCCGCUCGUUCAUUUCUAAAAUAAAUCUGAAAUUUUCAAACCUUUCCCUUCUGAAGGUCCUGUCUUCAUACUCCGACAAAGACGGAAGCACUGACGACGACACCUUGAUCCACAAUGCUUUUGUUCGUUUCUUCGAUGAGCGUGGUGAACCAUACCCGGAAUGGCUAGGUGUGUCUGUUCCAGCACGUUCUGCUGCUCGCCAGGCACAGACUGCUGCCGGAAACUAUUCGACAUUCCAGCCCACUUCUGGCUCUCAAGCUACAAGUGCUCUGGCCCAAUAUCAGCCAGUCCGUGCUUCUUAUAACUCAAGCAAUUCGGCUUCUACUUACCAACCUCAGCAAACGCACAGUCGUCAGAACUCAAAUGCUGAUAGCGCAGAUGAGGAGCGGGGAUACACUCGGAGAUCUAACUCCCGAUUACAGGAAAUGUAUAAUAAGUCCAGACAGCAAGGUAUUCCCGGCGCCGGUUACAAUGCUCAGCAGGCUCAACCGUCCACAUCCCGUCAAAACCUGACUGCCAGUCUGAGACUUCGAGACCGCAUUAUGAACGGCUCUCCUACUCAAGCAGGAAGGUACGAUUCUCCACCAAGUGGGUCUAGAGCCUCCUGGGGACGCAACCAGUAG
Messenger RNA from Sungouiella intermedia, 654 nucleotides. NCBI's taxonomy places the organism in Eukaryota, Fungi, Ascomycota, Pichiomycetes, Serinales, Metschnikowiaceae. The record is from the annotation of a GenBank genome assembly.